Molecule: messenger RNA, 4543 nt
Organism: Brassica rapa (field mustard)
Lineage: Eukaryota; Viridiplantae; Streptophyta; Magnoliopsida; Brassicales; Brassicaceae
Product: F-box/kelch-repeat protein At4g38940
Molecular function (GO): protein binding
Source: RefSeq, a predicted model, not a curated record
CACGGGAAAAUCACCUAGUUAUCAUAUAUUUAAAAAUACAUUUAACUUAUUUAUCUCAAAAUAUACAUAAUUUGAGCCUUCAAAUAUGUUAUUGUAAUAAUAUUUCCAAUUUGCUGAUGAGGACUCCCCUCAAUAUGUUAUUUCCCAAAUUGCAAGUUAACUUCCAAUCCACGUAAGCUUUAUCAUAUUUAUACAAAAUUGAUAUCGAACCUUAAAAUUAGGGUUUUGUGUGAUUUUAUCUCUGAACUGGGGUGUCUUCCAAAUCUAGGGCAGAGAAUGACGAAUGAGCCACCGUCUCUGAUUACGUCACUUCCCGACGACAUCGUCCUUGACAUCUUAGCGCGUGUACCAAGAUGGGACUAUCCAACUCUCUCCCUAGUUUCUCAGCACUUCCAAUCACUCGUUGUGUCCCCUGAGAUAUACUCGAGAAGAUCUUUGUUGAGGUGCACCGAAAACUUUUUAUACGUUUUAGUACUUAGUAAGCGUGGUUACUGUUUAUAUAUUCUUCACCGAAAAGCCUUUGUCCAUAUCUCUUCCCUUUCGGAUAUUCCUUACUGUGAAAGCUUUGUGGCAGUAGGUUCGAGGAUAUAUAUGUUUGGUGGGGUCGUUGGCGUCUCAUCCAAUGCGUUUAGCAUUGAUUGUAGAUCUCACACUGUGAAACCCCUCCCCCACAUGCCUAUAUGCUUGGCACAUACGGUUGCUGGCUUUAUGGACGAGAAGAUUUACGUAUUUGGACAGUGCAGUAUGAAGUCAAUGGUGAUGGUGGUUUUCAAUACAAAAACACAUAUGUGGGAGCCUGGAUUAAUAAAGCCAGACAUUUCGCCAGAGACCUGGGAGUUUGGUUCUAUGGUGGUGAUGGCUGAUAAGAUUUACAUUAGGUCAAAUCCGAGUAGCUUUAUCUACGCGCCAAAGGAAAGUAAAUGGGAAACAGAUGAGAUGCUGAACUCCAAGAACUGGGAUAAUGAUUCGUGCGUCGUUGAUGACGUAUUGUACUACUACGAUAGUUACGAGGAUCGUUUAAGAGCGUAUGAUCCAAAGCAGAAGUGCUGGGGGGUGGUGAAAGGUUUGGAUGAAGAGUUGUUUGAUGAGAUAAGAAGAGGUCCAUAUUGGCCAUACACUGCGUGUUUCGGUCGGAAUCUGCUUUUGUACUUUUAUAAAAGAUAUCAAGAACCUCGGAGUAGAACACCAAGUAAGAUUUGGUGGGCAGAGAUUUCACUGGAAAGACGUCAAGGAGGAGAGAUUUGGGGUAAAGUUGAGUGGUGCGAUAGGGUUUUGUAUGAGCAAUCUGAAUUUGCAAUGCCUGUAUCUGUUAUGGUUUAAUAAUGCAUUAACUCUAUUUCAUAAAUUGUAUUUUGUUUUGUCUUUUAUUUUUAUUUGUUUAUUUAAUUGUUAUGAUCUGUUUUCACCCAGAUGUCUAGAUGAGUUUUCUUUUCAUUCACAGAUCGUUUCUUCUUCUUCAUUCAUAGAUAUUCAGGUGAAAUAUAUUUAGAAAAUUUGAUUCCUGCUCUUUAGUAAGAUCAGUGUAACUGAGGAAACAUCUACCUUUUAAUCUGUUGAUGUUUGUGAUAGUAUCCAAAAUGAACAAAAAGGUCCAGUGGUCAAGGAAGCUAGUACAAGGCCAAUCUGUAGAACUGUUGUAUAGUGUUCAUUAUUGUAGUUUUGGUUUAGAUUUUUCUUUCAGUUAGCAUUGGAGAUAAGACAAGCCGUUACUACCCUCUCGUACCCCAAUAGGUGUGGGACUGCGGAUUCGUAGCUAGAUGAUUUCAUGCCCGAACCACUUCUUUUAGUUCCAUGUAUAUAGUUGAUCUUUAUGUUUAGUGAAGAUAUGAGGAUUAUAAUAUGCCUUUUGUAGAAGUUGUUCCUUCAAGGAAAUGGUCUGUCUGAAGCAAUUCAUAACAAGUGACUUUCAAAGGUGAAUCAUGUAGGAGAUGGACUGCAUCUCUCCACAAAACCCAUAAAAAUAGAAGACUCGGCCCUCCAAAGCCGGUCCAGGAUCAGCUUGGCCUUAAAGAUAGAUCGGUCCGAUUACUUUUGAUUAUUGCAAUUUAGUAGGAUCAGUGUAUUUGAGGGAACAUCAACUAGUUAAAAUGUGUUGAUGUUUGUGACGUUAUUAAAAUGAACAAAAAAGUACAGUGGUCAAGGAAGCUAGUACAAGGCCAAUCUCUAGAAUUAUUAAUGUACAGUGUUCACUAUUGUGGUUUUGGUUUGGAUUUUUCUUUAAGUUGGCAUUGGAGAUCAGUAAAAGCUGUUACUACCUUCUCAUACCCCAAGAGGUGUGGGACUGCUGAUUCUAGGCAGAGGACUAUAAUAUGCCUUUUGUAGAAGUUGUUCCUUCAAGGAAAUGGUUCGUCCGAUGAAUCCAUUCAGUGGAAGAUAUAGCAUCUCUAAAGCAUCUUAUGACAAGUGACUUGUAAAGGUGAAUCACUCUCUGAAAUCUUCUUUUUGUUAGUCACGCGUUCAAAUAACAGUCAAAGCGUGAAGAUUGCAAGUUCAUCUUUCUGAAAAUUUCUAUCAGAACUUCCAGAGACAUUCACCUGUCACUAGCUACUAUUCUUAUAUGAAUCAAAUCACCUUUGAGUACUAUUGUUCCAUGGCCAUGGCUUUUACAACAUUGAAGACUUACAGUGUUUACCUGUAUCUGUUUCAGAUGCUGGAGAACACGGUAUUGAAAACGCCAAAGUCGGUUUUAUUCAAGAUGUGUUUGCAGUUCUCCACAUUAUGAAUGUUGAAUUUAUCCGCGAGGUUUGUUUGUUUAGUCCCCUUUUUUAGAAUCUCAUGUUCUGACUAGUCAUAAAUCUUUACAUUUUCUUGAUACUGGUUAAUUAUUUACUCGAAUUUGUUUAUUUUCUUUGGAAAUAAUAAGCCACGUGUUAGGAUGUUUCAUGCUUUUUUAGCCGUGUUAAGAAAGAGGGAGGAUUAGGUUUGCUUGACUUCAGCACAUGGACCGAACUCUAUGCUUACGCUUAAUCUGGCUGCUGUUUGAAAAUGGGUCUUCCCUAUGGAUCAAGACAAACAGAAUGAGGGAGUGUAGUUUCUGGAGUUGUGACAUUUCAUAUUUACAAGGCUAAAUCUUGGACUUGGAAAUCUCUAUUGUAUUUACGGCCUUUGGCCUAUCGGUUCCUUCGUGGGAAACUUGGUGAAGGGAGGAAAAUCAGUUUUUGGUGGGACUUUUGGUCUCCAUUUGGUCCCCCUAUUGAAUGUUUUUGUCCUGAUGGCUCAAGACAAUUUUCACUCCAUAUUAACGCCUCUGUUUCAGAAGUAAAAUAUAUUAUCUAAUCUAUUAAAAUAGAGUCCUAUUUAAAAUUUACCUUGGCAUAUUUUAAAUUUGGACCUAUUGAAUAUGUUGUGACUAAAUAAUAAACACACAUUUUAUAUACAAUUUUAAAAUAAUGUAAUUUUGUCGACCUAAUAAUAUGCCUAAAUUUAAUUGUAACAUUAACUCAUAGUCAUUCGAUUCUGAUUAUUUGUAAUUGAAUUGUAAAAUCAGAAAACCAAACCUUAAUUUUAAUUUUUGGGUUGUGUAUCCAAAGGGAAGAAUAUGAUAUCUCAAUUCUUUGAUCAGACCAAAAUAUCGUACUUUCUUACCUUGAAGCAGACGUUUAUAUAGUCGCGAUCGUGUUCGACUCGAAGGAGAAAAAGUGUUUUAGAUCACCGGUGUUCUGUUUUUCUGUAUGUCUCUGUGUUUCUUCUGUUAUUAUCAUCGUGUUCUUUUUAUAGUGCGAUUCGAACGUAUCGAUGGUCGUCUCUUUACUCUAUCUUGGAUCGAUGAACAAUAGUUAACCUAAAUCCAUUAUUGGUGUAGUUUUCAAUUCCAGCGUUAUUGAAUCUGUUUUCAAAUCUCCUCUAACAUUCGUUGAUGUGAUGAAAUUGGCGUAGAUUAACCAUUGUAUGUAUGUUUGCUUGCUGAUUAAUUAUAUUGUGAAGUGACUGCUCUUUGUCGUGAUAGCUUUUGUCACUUUUUGUUUGAAUUAUUAUGUUUGAUACUGAGUCUUUCUUGUGUUCUUUAACGAGAUUGCAAAAAAAAAAAACUAUGGUGAUUGAAUAAUCGUGAAACAAUUGAAAAUUGAGCAAUUGGAGGGAUUAAAAAAAGUUAGAUAGAGUUCAACAAGUUUGUGCGGUCAUCUAUAUGGAACAAACGAAACUUCUGACAUAACAUUCUAUUUAAGAACACAUAUGAUCUUCUUCUUCUCUCCAAGCACCAGCAUCUCCACCGCCAAAGGCCAACAUGGGAGGGGAGCUGUUAAAGUGUCACAUACAUCAUUCUCUUAGAAACAUAUAAUAGAAAAGUAAAAAUAUCCGCCCAAUAACUACAGUUUUAUCAUGAGCUACAUAAAUAGUAUUAUUUUUAUUGAAUAAUAAACGGCUAUAUAAAUAACCAAAAAUAUCAUUAAACAAAUUUUAAAUAAUGAAUUAUGAAUUUAAUCUAUAAAAUAAAAGAUCAGUUGUGUGGACGUGCAUCCAAUAACCAAACCCAAAUUCAUAAAUAACCGAACGGUUUAUAUAUCUUUUGAGUCUAAAACUAAAACUAUAAUCAAACUAAAAC